Messenger RNA from Oncorhynchus kisutch (coho salmon), 5676 nucleotides. Its product is annotated as sex comb on midleg-like protein 2. Gene Ontology annotation, molecular function: histone binding; chromatin binding. Gene Ontology annotation, cellular component: nucleus. The record is from RefSeq and is a predicted model, not a curated record. Lineage: Eukaryota; Metazoa; Chordata; Actinopteri; Salmoniformes; Salmonidae. Gene Ontology annotation, biological process: negative regulation of DNA-templated transcription.
ACUCAUUUUGGACGAAAUUGCGGCCACAACGGACGGACCUGAUAUCGCCCAUAAUUCGAUGUCCAUGGAUGAGUGGGGAGCGAUGUCGACACAUGCCUCGGCGUUCCAGUAUCAAACCUAACAUCAUUAGUUUGUGCAUAUGUUCAUACUACUUUCUUUGGUACAGUACUGCGGUGUAUUACGUCUGGCAAAGGAAACAGUUUACCGUUUAAGAAGAAACCGGAAUUAAACGGGGAAGGACCUAGACCAAAUUGUCCAACAGAAAUGAAUACACCGUUUGGGGCUGUCGUAAAACGUUUCUUAAGCGGAAGCAAACAGAGCGAAACGGGAAGGACUUACCUGAAUUUAUACAAUAGAAAGUUUGGUUUUGCAACUGUUUGGACUCAUGAUAUCACCACAGGUUGCGGUCUGCUGCUCAUGCGCACUGACUCAACUACGAAAUAUGGCGGCUGACGACUUCUAGAGAAAAGUGUUGGGAUCUGAUCAAUUUCGUUAAAAAGCUGCCCUGGUCAGUACUACAGGGCGAUAGUUGCACACUGGGUGGACCACCUUCCUGUCAUUCCCAUUGCCUUGUAGAAUAACCACAUUACCCAGGAGCCAUCAUGGGCAGGACAUCAGUCAAAGAUCAGAAGGAGAAAGCAGGAAGUCUCCUUCCUCCAGGUCCCACUCCUGCUAAAGAGUCGUUCAGUUGGGAGGAGUACCUGAAGGAAACAUCAUCUACCCCGGCUCCACCUAGCUUCUUCAGACAGUCCAGAGUCCCUCCCUCCAAUGACUUCAAGGUGGGGAUGAAGCUGGAAGUCCAUGACCCUCGGAACUCCACCUCUGUGUGCAUCGCCACUGUGAUGGGCAUGACUGGUGUACGUCUGCGUCUUCGUCUGGAUGGCAGUGACAACACCAAUGACUUCUGGAGGCUGGUCGACUCCUCAGACAUCCAGCCUAUAGGAACCUGUGAAAAGAAUGGGGACAUGCUGCAGCCGCCGCUGGGCUUCAGAAUGAACGCGUCUUCCUGGCCCAUGUUUCUGCUGAGAACCCUGAAUGGAGCAGAGAUGGCCCCUGCUACCGCUUUUAAAAAGGAGCCUCCACCACUGUCCAGAAUAACUUUAAGCCGGAUGAAGCUGGAAGCAGUAGAUAAGAAGAACCCCUACCUCAUCUGCCCUGCUACCAUCGGAGAGGUGAAGGGGGAGGAAGUGUUUGUGAUGUUUGACGGGUAGGGGGCGUUUGACUACUGGUGUCAACACCACUCUAGAGAUCUCUUCCCUGUUGGAUGGUGCUCCGUUACCAAACACAGCCUGCAGAAGCCUGGCAACAGUGCCAGUGUAGAGGCUGUAGUCCAGCGUAACUCUCCUCUCUCAGCCAGUGUAGAGGCUGUAGUCCAGCGUAACUCCUCAGCCAGUGUAGAGGCUGUAGUCCAGCGUAACUCUCCUCUCUCAGCCAGUGUAGAGGCUGUAGUCCAGCGUAACUCCUCAGCCAGUGUAGAGGCUGUAGUCCAGCGUAACUCUCCUUUCUCAGCCAGUGUAGAGGCUGUAGUCCAGCGUAACUCCUCAGCCAGUGUAGAGGCUGUAGUCCAGCAUAACUCUCCUUUCUCAGCCAGUGUAGAGGCUGUAGUCCAGCGUAACUCUCCUUUCUCAGCCAGUGUAGAGGCUGUAGUCCAGCUCAACCUGCCAAAGAACCUGCAUGUCCUAACAGCAGCCCACACCCCCUCCAAGCCUAGCCGUAGAUCCAUGCCUGCGCCCUUCCGGCUUCCCAGCCCCCUGCCCCCGCUGCCUGUCAGGAAGGGGGUGCGGGGGCGGCGCCCCAAGAGUGAGACCAUCGCCCUGCUGAAGGCUGUAGCGGAGGCAGCUGCAGCUCAGAACGGCACGACUCCAACCUCUAACUCACUGCUGGCUCCCAGGCCUCACAAGAAGAGAGGCCCUAAACCUGGCAGCAAGAGGAAGCCCAAGGUGCUCCAGAAUGUAGUGUCUUCAGGUGCUGCGGAUGCCAAGCUGUCAGGGGGUCAACAGGACUGCUUCAGCUCUGUGGUCUCUACAGUGUGUGUGUAUGUGAACAAGCAUGGGACCUGUGGGCCUCACCUGGACAGGAAGCGGAUGCAGCGUCUUCCGGACCACUUUGGGCCAGGUCCUGUUAACGCGGUGCUACAACAGGCAGUUCAGACUUGUCUAGACUGUUGUUACCAACCAAAGGUGCUGCUCAGAACUCUACAGGCACACGCUGGGGGAGGAGAGGUUGUCAGUGUGAGGAUGGAUGGUGGAGUUCGUCUGGUGAAGCUGCCCUCAGCCUCAAGCGCCUCCUUUGUGCUCCGCUUCCUGGAGACGCUGUGCCGCACGCUGCAGAGUCAUUUCCUCUUCAGCUCCCAGCCCUUCAGCAACACAUACACUUACAGUAAAUAUGUGAAGGAGGAGGCGUUGGAGGCCCCAUCACUGAGCCAGGGGAUGAAACGCCAAUCUAGAGACGCAUCCCCCUACGCAGCCCCCCUUUCCCCUAAACUACUGCGCACCGAGGCACACCUUUCAGAAGCAGAUACUCUGCCCCAUGAGGAGAACAGCCUUCUGAAGGAGCAGUGCUUCAUGGACUCUAACUCCAUGAUGCUGCGCAGCACCUCUGACUACCACACCCACUCCCAGGCCAGCAGCCCCUAUUACCCAUGCCAUGGCCCCGAACGCGCCCACAGCACGCCACUGCACCGCCUUGCCUCCAACCCUGCGGACCUCCCCUGUACACACACCAACAGAGGAGUGGAAGCCGCCAGCUCCACCACGGGCCCCGAGCCCACGGGCCCUGACAGACAGACCCCCAGGGGGGCAGGGUUGGGCAGGAACCCCUCUACCUGGUCCAUCGAUGAGGUCAUGCAGUUUGUGAGCGACGCCGACCCCUCAGCCCUGGCCCCGCACGCUGAGCUGUUCAGGAAACACGAGAUUGACGGCAAGGCCCUGAUGCUGCUGAGGAGUGACAUGGUGAUGAAGUACAUGGGUCUGAAGCUGGGGCCCGCCUUGAAGCUGUGUCACCACAUAGAGCGGCUGAAACAGGGCAAAUUGUAGAGCUGAGAAACACAGAAUGGAACAGGGCAAACUGUAGAGGUGAAACACAUAUACUGAAACAGGGCAAACUGUAGAGGUGAAACUGGAGAGCUGAAACAGACAAACAGGGCUAACUGUAGGGCUGAAACUGUAGAAUUGUAACAGACUGAAACAGGGCAAAUGGACUGAAACACAGAAAAGAACAACUGUAAACUGCAAACUGUAGAGCUGAAACGGGGCAAGCAGUAGAGCUGAAACGGGGCAAGCAGUAGAGCUGAAACGGGGCAAGCAGUAGAGCUGAAACGGGGCAAGCAGUAGAGCUGAAACGGGGCAAGCAGUAGAGCUGAAACGGGGCAAGCAGUAGAGCUGAAACGGGGCAAGCAGUAGAGCUGAAACGGGGCAAGCAGUAGAGCUGAAACGGGGCAAGCAGUAGAGCUGAAACGGGGCAAGCUGUAGAGCUGAAUUGUAGCAGGUCCCAGAUUAGCCCGGCCUCACAGACCCCAGGUGAGAAACAGCCCACAGAAUGUCCCACAGCGUCUCUUACAGGUGACCCAAUACUCAACCUCUAACAGUCUCUUCAGGGGCACACAGCCCCCUCUAGCCCCCAGCCUGCACUAAGCCCUCUUUAUCUCUGAGCUCUCUCACUCCGGUUAUGUUAUCUGUGGUAACAUGCCUCUAACAUACAGACAGUGUGGAAACAUGGAAACACAUGGUGUGGAUCAGUGAAAACAUGCGUUGUGCAUUGCUGACACCACAUUACCUCAUCCUCUCCCCAGCCAAUCAGAGCUGGGCAAGCCAAACACAGAAGGCUGUGAUUGGUUGGAUCCCAAAGCAACAGACUCUCUCCAUAGUGUUUACAUUGAAUAGCACAGACUGACUAACCUACACUAGGACAUGCUAAGACUUUUUACUGAGUAAUGUUUCAUCCUGCUUCUGGAUCCCAAAGAUGUACAAUGUUUUCUUCUAUGACGUUCUGUUUUUAUUAUCAUUAAUAUCCUGUUAAUAAGAAGGAUGUGUAUAUAAAUUUAACAGUGACGAUAUUAGAUGCUAACUUGUUUACAGCUGCAGAAUGUCUGUUGUCUAUUUCAAUUCCUGUUAGUUCAAUCAUGUGUCCAUGAUGCUGGGUGAUCUGCAGUUUAAGGUAGACCUAUGGCCUGUUGCCAUGACGGUCACUAGCCUCUCAUGGUAAAGGGUGAAAUGUUUUACUAGUGUUAGCAGGUGACUUUCCCUAAUGUAAGAUGGCCAUUGUCGUAAACAGCUAAACGUUUUAUCUAAUGCCUGUCAGACGGACAGGCACACAGACCAUCAACCUCCAACCAGUGGAGAUAAUCGGGCAGUGCUUUUGAAACUCAAAUUCCCUGUGAGUGUGGUGUUUGAUGUGGGGAUUAAUGAAGGUCAUGCUGUUAAAGAGAUCGCUCCUACUGGUGGUAUCAAGCACAGAGGCUUUGUCCAGUUUUCAUCAAUACAGGCCUGUCGAGAAAGAUUAUUUUUAAUUUAUUUCCAGAAGUUAUUUCAGAUGACUGGUCAGUGAUUCUAGAAGUUAUUUCAGAUGACUGCUCAGUGAUUCUAGAAGUUAUUUCAGAUGACUGGUCAGUGAUUCUAGAAGUUAUUUCAGAUGACUGCUCAGUGAUUCUAGAAGUUAUUUCAGAUGACUGCUCAGUGAUUCUAGAAGUUAUUUCAGAUGACUGCUCUGUGAUUCUAGAAGUUAUUUCAGAUGACAGCUCGUUCUAGUUUAAAGAGUAAAGGGGACAUAUUAAAGGGCUUUCCAUCUAGGUUUCAGUUUGAUAUUAAAGGUGCUAUACACAGGAUUUUUUAAAUUUAAAUUUUGUGUUGUAAUUUCAGAAAAUGUCCAUAAUAUAUCUACAGAAAUAGUGGAAUGAUGGUGUGUUUCACAGUAUUGCUUACCGGCCAGUGUUGUGAUUGACUGUGAUAGUAGCCUCAAAAUGUAACUGUGUUAUCAAAUGGGAAUCGCUCUUGUUUUCUCACAUAAACUGAAAUUGACCGAACAGUGUAGCAACCAGGGAAUUACAACAACAAAAAAUUCCACUAAAUAACACAGUCUGAAUUUACAAUGCAAAAAAACUACAAAAAAUCCUGUGUAGCGUCUUUAAAUAUCAGUCCGAGUCGGAGAUAUCCUCACCUGCUAUUGGUCCCUGCAGGAAGUCAUGUUGUCAGUUGGACCAUUUGUUAAAACAGAUUUAUGGGUUUAACCAUAAAUAUCAGACACAAGAAUGUACAUUUUUGUAGAAAAUAAAUAUUUUAAUGAAAUGUAUAUAUAAGUAGAAAUGUAAAGAUUAUGGGUGAGGGAGGGACAAUAUAUUUCAUACUGCCUUUUUAAUGCUUUAUGUAUGUUUUAGCUGAAACGCCCUCAACAUAAUACAGCAGAACCUGCCUUGCUUUACUUUGAGAUCUCUCAGGGCGUCUUGGUUAAUACACUUUUGUAGCAUUCUGUUCUGGGUAUUGUAAACCAUUCUUCUGUUGCUGGUGAGUUGAAGUUAAGGACUCAUUGUGCCAUAAAGCAACACAAGAACACAGUGUUCUUGUUAAAUUCUUUUAAAGCAGCUAAAAUUACUUGAAAAAGAUGCUGUAAGUCAUGCUUGUUUAUAAAGUCACACCUGAAAUAAAAGUGUAUUUUCUGUUUUAUAGAUAUCCCAAAUGGAAA